AUGUUCAAAGCACAAGGCUCCGAUGCUUCCUUGGUUGGAAUCGGGGACGCUGGCAUUCGCCUGUCUCUGGUGUUGAACGCAGCGGCAUGUCAACUCGCGCAGUAUGGCAUUGAAAUCCACAGUAUCGCUAGGGGUAUUACGCUCUUCGCAUUGGCUCUGAAGAAUUUGGGGAGAGCUCUACAGAGCACGGACUUGGAGUAUUCCCCCGAGGCUACAGAUAAGGCCCGGGAGAUUGCUAGCCAGGGACAGAUGGCCUUCGUCGAGAUUGAACGCAUGCUCGACAAACUACAGAGCAACGAUGCAGAUGACGACUUCAAACAUAUACCUAUGCAGGAACGGCUCAAGUGGUGUUUCCGGAGACAGUACGUCACGUAUCUACUGGCACAGUUGGAGUCCCUCAAGCUCAGCCUGAUUGUGAUGCUGCAAGUCCUGCAGCUGGGCAACUUGGCCAAACCAGGGACCAGUGAUCUCGACUCCACCGCGAUGAAUGCAGAGGACGAGAUUGCCGAGGGGAAAGCGGAGAUCCAGAACAUGAUUAUUGUGCGGUACUGGGCAGUGAAGCGUCUUGAUCGCUUAUGGGAUGCUGCGGAGCAAGAGGCUCGGGACGUCAAUAGUACAUCAACAAGCCAGAGGGUUACCACCAAAGCUGCCGAUCUUGCAAAGCUGCGCACUGUGACAUUUGGAGAGAGUGAUUCCGAUUUAGGAGACAUCGAACGGUCUCCGAAGGAUAUGGUGCACCUGUCUGAGAGGGCCUUGAGCCGCCUUCUGCUGAUCUGGAUACCGUCAUUCGAUCCUACGAAGAUUUACAAUGCUGGCAAGCAAGUCCAUCCUCGGCCUUCCGUAUCUUCAGACACGGACGACGAUGGUGAGAGCCUUGACUUUGAGAAUAUUCACUCUGGCGGUCACUACCUGGAGGGAAAUACUGUGGACUGGCGCAAGCCCCAUUCUCAAGAGGCUCGGCAAGAAGCAGCGCAGCGACGUCGUCAAUACUCCGGGUAUCAGGCGCACGUGGAAAGCGACUCUGAGAUCGAAGCGCCUCGUCGUCACGACUUAUAUCCAGAAAAGCCACGAUCAACGGUCUCAAAUGACGAAGUCGAGCAAAGGUCCAAUCUCCGCCAGCCACCUAUCAACAUCCCCACGCACCACCGCGCCCAUUCUAGUAGCGUCCCCUCCCAAUACCCUCCGACGUCGAACCCUGUCGGCAGAUCAGCUGCAUAUCCCAGUACGAGCUACCCAGCAAACCAGCCCGUACCUCGUGCCCCAGCACCGCCGCAUCUACAAACACCGCCAUCUCACGCCCCGGGACCUCCCCAGUACAAGUACAGUCCUCCACAGAGCUAUAUGAACACAGUGCCCCGCUCGAUCCUGAAGAAGUCUAACCCAACCACAAUACCGAACUUGUCACGACACACACCACCAGGACAAAUCGACAAUCCCUGGGGCCGACCUCAAGCCUACAACUCACACCAAUCACACCACUACCCCUCAACCUACCAGCUUUCAACAUCUUCCCCAGAAACCAGCCUCCGACCAUCACCGCCUCGCUCGGCGCAGCGAUCCCCAUCCCGCCCUAAUCGAUCCUCACGUGAAGAGGGAAACCGGCAAGAAACCAGGGAACGGCGCAAACGCAACGCAACUCGAGGCUUGGUCGGACUGGGAGCCAUAGCUGGAUUUAUGGAUGCACUGGAGGCAUUCUCAAUCCUGUGA
Penicillium atrosanguineum is the source of this 1707-nucleotide messenger RNA. Its product is annotated as permease of the major facilitator superfamily. Lineage: Eukaryota; Fungi; Ascomycota; Eurotiomycetes; Eurotiales; Aspergillaceae. The transcript is spliced from 2 exons. The record is from RefSeq and is a predicted model, not a curated record. Bases 1 to 1707 code for a protein of 568 amino acids.